GCAGCGACUUGAAGCACACAAUAAUGUUUACGUAACCUACAAGUAGUUAAAUUAUUUUCAUUAUUGAUAUUGCAGAUGAAUAAAAGCAAAAGUGGAGCCAGUGCGCAGGCGGCGUAUACACCACAAGUGUACUGGUUUCAAAUGCUGAAAUUUCUAGACCAGUCAACAGAGGCCGACGAGAGUAUGUGCAAUUUGGAGAGCACGGAAAGUGAAACUGGAAGUGAACGUGCCACACCGACGUUUGAGGAAAUGUUAGCGCAUGAGAUGCAAGAGCCUGUCGCAUGUAGCGAGGCACAGCCACAGCCCCUGCGUCAAGAGCGGCCUCCCACUAAAAGGAGGAAAGUCACGCCAGACGUGGCAACUAACGUCAUGGAGGAGGCCAGCAGGACACUUCAGGCUAUGGCUGAUGCUGCCAGAACCAUGUCUGUCCAUGAUGACCGCUAUAGUACCCUUGGCGCCCACAUCGCAGCAGAACUGCGUGAAAUGGAAAUGGUGGGCGGCAGGGAAUACACCACUGCCACUAUGCACAGUCUGCAGCGGACAUUAAUAGACAGGUGGGAUUUGCUGCAUGCGACAGCCCGUGCACAACCGUCCACCUCUGGAUAUAUCCAGGCUGCCUUGCAGCAGGCUGGAAUAGAGGAUGAAGAUUCCAUUCCAUAAAUAUAUAUGUGUCUAUAAAUUUUGUAUCUCUCCAAUCUUCUUAAUCUAUUUUUAUAAUCAGGGUGCCUCACAUUGUAAAGUGUCUCAUCCGCUUCAUACAUCUCAAUUAAUUUUGUGGUAUCACACAUCUC
Schistocerca serialis cubense is the source of this 791-nucleotide messenger RNA. RefSeq lists its product as uncharacterized. The record is from RefSeq and is a predicted model, not a curated record. NCBI's taxonomy places the organism in Eukaryota, Metazoa, Arthropoda, Insecta, Orthoptera, Acrididae. The transcript has 2 exons. The coding region runs from base 76 to 660 and encodes 194 amino acids.